Molecule: messenger RNA, 1936 nt
Organism: Polyodon spathula (Mississippi paddlefish)
Lineage: Eukaryota; Metazoa; Chordata; Actinopteri; Acipenseriformes; Polyodontidae
Product: proliferating cell nuclear antigen
Exons: 7
Coding region: 225-1007 (260 amino acids)
Biological process (GO): mismatch repair; leading strand elongation; translesion synthesis
Cellular component (GO): PCNA complex
Molecular function (GO): DNA binding; DNA polymerase processivity factor activity
Source: RefSeq, a predicted model, not a curated record
UCAGUCUAUUUUAUAUAGCGCCUUUCAUGGUGGACCACCUCCACAAAGCGCGUUACAAGCUACAGUAACAAGAAGAAAAUCUACAACACUUGAAAGCGUUUUCAAUGGAAGCGAACGAGAAAUGCACCUGAAGCCACAAAUAUCCUUCAAUGAUUCGCUUCUAGAGCAAUCUGUGAAACUAUGAGGUUUGAAAGUUACACCUCCCCCCUCCCCCCCGUGCAAAGAUGUUCGAGGCUCGGCUGGUGCAGGGUUCGAUCCUGAAGAAGGUUCUGGAGGCGCUGAAGGACCUCAUCACGGAGGCGUGCUGGGACAUCAGCUCCAGCGGCAUCUCUCUGCAGAGCAUGGACUCGUCUCACGUCUCGCUGGUGCAGCUCACUCUCCGCAGCGACGGCUUCGACUCGUACCGCUGCGACCGGAACCUGGCCAUGGGGGUCAAUCUGAGCAGCAUGUCCAAGAUCCUGAAGUGCGCAGGCAAUGAAGACAUCAUCACUCUGCGCGCAGAGGACAACGCGGACACGCUGGCGCUAGUGUUCGAGACGAUCAACCAGGAGAAAGUGUCCGACUACGAGAUGAAACUGAUGGACCUGGAUGUGGAGCAGCUCGGAAUCCCAGAGCAGGAGUACAGCUGCGUGGUGAAGAUGCCCUCUGGGGAGUUUGCACGGAUCUGCCGAGACCUGUCCCAGAUCGGGGACGCCGUCAUGAUCUCCUGCGCCAAGGAUGGGGUCAAGUUCUCUGCCAGCGGGGAGCUGGGCACGGGCAACGUGAAGCUGUCCCAGACCAGCAACGUGGACAAAGAGGAGGAGGCGGUGACGAUCGAGAUGAAUGAGCCGGUCCAGCUCAUCUUCGCGCUCAACUACCUGAACUUCUUCACCAAGGCCACGCCGCUGUCCAAGACUGUCAUCCUGAGCAUGUCCCCUGACGUACCCCUGGUGGUGGAAUACAAGAUCGCAGACAUGGGUCAUGUGAAAUACUACCUUGCCCCCAAAAUCGACGAGGAGGCGUCCUAACCAAGCCCUCGCAGCAGAGGGUGCUCUGCUUACCUCCGUGUGACCCAACAGCAUUGAAAGGAGUCUCUUGUACAUUUACGCCCCCACCCCCUCCUCCAGUGUGCCUCAGCAGUUCCUCACCCAGUAUGCCUCAGUAUUUCCACUGUGACAAAAUUGCUCUCUUCUAUUGAGUGGACAUUUUGCCCAUAGUGGGGUAAAACAUAUAUAGGCCUUUCAGUCCAUUCCACUACUCACUCCAUCCCAGGUCUUGUGUGAAACUAGUCGCUAACCUGUCACUCUCACAGUGCAAACACAGUCCUGGUCUUUCGUGAAUGAAAUGUUUUUAGAAUCUACAGUGUUCUACACAAGUGUGCUGAGAAGUGUUUGCUGCCAUUUUUAAAGGCACUUAACCAGUAUGUCACUGAUCCUGGAUUCCCCUGCCUAGAUUAAAAUUGGAUAGUCCCAGAUUAUCAGGGUCUGUGAAACCAGUUGGUGGUGGUCCCAUGGACCACUUUAACUGAUAUUGGCGGGGUCCGAGAUUAGUGAAACCAGGCACUUAGGAGAUCAGCUACAGGGGAGGACAAUGUGUUUGUGAUUUUAGAAAUUGAAUUCAUGCAAGAAACAUUUCUUGGACUGUAUACAAGCAGCUGUCCAUGCAUUUUGCUUGUGCAUCUUGAUACACAACGCCUGUGCAGGAUAAACGGUCAUUGCACCCCUAGCUUUCCCAGUGUGCAGGAUCCCUGACGUGGACUCUGAUAGCUGUCCACUUUCGACAGCACUUCUAAAGAUGUUUGCUAUGGGUGCUUUAGUCCCAGCUUGUAGAUAAGUAUUUUUUUUUCUGUAAAUAUAUUUUCCAACGUCCAAUUUUGUUAUCCAGGAUAUAAAUUUCUCCUUUUUUUGUUUUGUUUUUUUUAAGCCCAGUAAACAUUUAAAUAAAAAAAAAAACUGAA